AUGUAUCAUUCGUUGUACAACACGUUGGAGCUGCCGCGCAAUGUCUCAGUCCCGGAGUUUGUGCUUCGGCAGCUCGAUGAUGAGAAGGACCUCGGUCCUCUUCUUUUUCCAUCGCCGUUUACCACGCGCGCGGACGCUGUGCCGCUCAAGCUCGAUGAUGUGCGCCAAGGUGCAUAUGGCAUUGCCACGAGCCUCCUCUCGCCGGAGCUGCCGGGUGGCGCGUGGAAGAAAGGCGAUGUGGUCCUCUUCCUCACCGAGAACCAGCACGACUACCUCCUUGCCGCGCUCGGCACGAUGCUGGCCGGCGGCAUCCCUGCGCUCCUGAAUCCCCAGUACAAAGGCCGCGAGCUCGUGGAAAUGAUGCACAAGGUGAGCCCCCGUGCGAUCUUUGUCUCGGAGGCGACGCUCGCCAAUGCAGAGCAGGCGGCCGAGGACUAUGCUGAGACCGGUGCCAAGCCCCCGAUUUACGUCAUGGCCGAAGGGCACGAACGCAGCCUGCAGAAGCUGCUGCAGGCGCCUGGCAUGCAGCGCCGUGCCGCGGGCGACAAGGCAAUCGAAAGCGUCCAAAUCGAGCCCGAGACGGACACGGCGGUGUUUUGCUUCUCGUCCGGCACGUCGGGCCCGCCCAAGGUGGUGCGUCUCUCGCACUUUAACCUCGUCGCGAAUGUGAUCCAGACCACCGUCGCGCUCGGCGGCCGGAUGAACAAGCCGCGCUUUGACGACGCCAACUGGUACGACCAGCCCCUCGGCCCUGCGCAGGACGGCACGCACGAAGUGCACCUGUCGAUUCUCCCCCAGUUCCACUGCUACGGCCUGCUCACGGCACUUGCCGCACUGCACACCGCGACACCGUGUGUAAUCUUUUCGCGGUUUAGCACGGAGCACUUUUUCGAGGCGGUGCAAAAGUACAAGGUCACCUUUAUGUUUGUCGUGCCGCCGAUGCUCCUGGCGCUCGCGACGUCGCCGCUUGUCAAAAAGUACGACGUGUCGACGAUCAAGUCGUUUGCGUCCGGUGCGGCGAAGCUGUCGAAAGAGCUGUGCCAGCUCGUGCUGGAGAAGCAGGGCAUUCCUGUGACCGAUGGCUACGGCAUGACGGAGAUGUCGCCGCUCAUCUCGCUGCAGACAACCGCCGACAUCAAGCGCAAGCACCUCGACGUCGGCCGCCUCGUGCCGAAUACCGAGGCGCGUGUCGUAGACGUCGCGUCCGGCAAGGACGUCGGGCCGGGCGAGACGGGCGAGCUGUGGCUGCGUGGCCCCCAGAUGAUGCUCGGCUACCUCGACAAUGACGAGGCGGAUGCCAAGUCAUUUGUGCCGAACGCGCAGGACCCCGAGCGCUUCUUCCGCUCGGGCGACAUUGUGUCGAUCGACGAGCAGGGUUACGUCAAGAUCCAUGACCGCCUGAAGGAUAUCAUCAAGUACAACGGCUACCAGGUCGCUGCGUCCGAGCUCGAAGCCCUGGUAUCCGCGUGCAAGUCGGUGCUCGACGUGGCCGUUACCGGCAAGGUUGACCGUGCGGACGCGACACGCAACGAGCUCCCGUGGGCGUUUGUCGUGCCGAGCGACGAGGGGCGCCAAGUCCCGGAGGAGGAGCGCACGCAGGGCGUGCUCGACUAUGUCAACGCGCGUGUUCCGCCAUACAAAAAGAUCCGUGGCGUGACCUGGAUGGAUGCGCUGCCCAAGUCGUCUGCCGGUAAGAUUCUCAAGCGCGAGCUGCGCGAGCUGUAG
This is a messenger RNA of Malassezia japonica, 1725 nucleotides long. RefSeq lists its product as uncharacterized. Gene Ontology annotation, biological process: secondary metabolic process. The coding region runs from base 1 to 1725 and encodes 574 amino acids. Gene Ontology annotation, molecular function: CoA-ligase activity. The transcript has 4 exons. Lineage: Eukaryota; Fungi; Basidiomycota; Malasseziomycetes; Malasseziales; Malasseziaceae. The record is from RefSeq and is a predicted model, not a curated record.